AUGGCAGUAACGCUCACCUUCGACAGAGAUACGGCCAUGGUCCGGCAGGCCAUGCUUCCACGUCUCCCGGUGGAGAUCUGGUUGCUAAUCAUCGAUGAGCUCGGAGCAGAAGGCGAGUACGAUGCGUUGAUGGCGUGCGCGGGUGCUAGCGACGGGUUAAUGAAUGAGAGAGCACGGAGCUACGUUCCAUUCCAAAUGUCAUUUAGGACGCCGGAGGAGGUUGCGAGCAUCAAUCUGCGGCAGCGCUGGAAGGGUCCAUACGCAGUGCGCAUCCUGGGAGGAAUGCGUCGUGGUGAGCGGCUUCCGAUUCCACAUCUGGCGACAUUCGCGUCGAGGCUCGCACAAAGGUGGACUGUUCCGGAGCUGACGAUCGAGAACGCGGAGUGGCGGGCGCGGGAUCUCGAUCCCCGUUCCGUCUUACUCGAUUUGGCCUGUUUCAACGAGAUCCGGCAUCUCCACCUCGCUGGUGUCACGUUUCCGACGGUCCUGACGUUUUGGCGGCUCAUCUGCGCCCUCCCACACCUCGACAACCUUUACCUUUACGACGUCGAGAUUGUCAAGACUGCAGCCAAUGUCCACACAGCGUUAUGCCUUCUGCCCGCCUCACAGAUACGGUGCAUCCACCUGCCGACGCCACCGCCCACGAAACCCGUCGUCGGGCGACCUCAAUCAUUCGCAAGGCAUUCUGUCCCGCUGCUAGAGCAGAGCAUGUCACCUCUCAAGACGCCUCCAUGGAGGAAUGUUCACAAACUGAUCCUGUGGGAUGUCACGCUUCCGACGGCGGAGGCCUUCGCACGCGUGCUUGUAGCCCUUCCUGCCCUCAUGACCCUCGUUAUCAACGGACCAUGUACGUUCUCGGAACAUGGCUUCAACCCGAGCGAUGUCCCUCUGCGCCCGGACAUGCUAAAGAAAUUGACAACUGUUGAGUUGGGCAAGAGCUUCUCCCUAUUCUCUGAUCCUCAGUCUGUUCACGACCUCGUUGACAUCUUCGUUCAAUCUGGCGCCAGCGGUCAUCUGACAGAGAUCAUGGCCUGGCUGUACCAGUCCCUGCAUGUAGCGACAAGCAUAGAUGUCGCUCUCAAUCGACUCGUCAAGCACGCGGGCCAAUUACUGAGGAAGCUUAACCUCCGAGUACUUUCGCAAGACAACUCAUGGCUAUGCAAUGAAGUGUCGACAUAUGCAACCCCGAGUACAGCUCGUUGCUUUGAUAUCUCGGCGAAUACAUAUCUCGGCUACUUUCUCUAUUCAGUUGAAAUCAUACAUGAUGAUGAUUCCACAAUUUCUGCUGUCGUGGAGCUUCUUCACCAGGUCACGUCAGCACACAUAUCUCACGUCAAUUUGAUCUUUUGUGUCAUGGAUGAAGCAGACCUGGCAAAGUGGUGGACUAGCCUCCCACAGCUCGAUGCAGCCCUCUCGCGGGAGGUCUUCCACAUGCUUGACACAGUCCGCAUACGAUUCUUUCGUGGGAACAAUUGCAGAGAGAUUCCUGUUGCUGCGGUGAGGACAUGGCUACCAGGGCUAGAUGCACGUGAUAUUCUGCGGUGUGUACCUCCAUAG
Molecule: messenger RNA, 1557 nt
Organism: Postia placenta MAD-698-R-SB12
Lineage: Eukaryota; Fungi; Basidiomycota; Agaricomycetes; Polyporales; Adustoporiaceae
Exons: 2
Coding region: 1-1557 (518 amino acids)
Source: RefSeq, a predicted model, not a curated record